AUGGAGGUCCACCUGCGGGAUCUCUUCACCAGGUUCCAGGAGCAGUUCGGGACGGGGCCGGGGUUGGGGCCCAGCCAUGGUACCUGCGUUUUCAAGGUGGACGGCGCGCCGCCGGCCUUCAUCAGGUCUCUCUUCCGCGCCGCCGCCGCCCUCUUCCGCACCGAUCCAUGGAAGCGCCUUCGCCCCGGCCACCUGCUCGGCGUCCGCGUCGGCAAGGACGCGGACUGGUCCCCCGCCAAGCGCCAGCCCUUCCCCUCCGUGCAGUUCGUCGGCGGCGACGGCGGCGACCUCGCCGUCCACCUCUUCCGCUCCGAGCAGGACGCUCUGCGCACCACCGCCGCCAGGGAGACCCGCCGCGUCCCCAAUGUGGAGAUCCUGAGGGUUGUCUUCCUCCCCGAGCAGCUUCUGUCCCCCUCCAACCGGCGGAUGGUCAGAUCCCUCUCUCUGGAGCCCGUGGGGCCCGAGGAGAGAUUCCCGGUGAUUGAUGUCGCUCGCUUCACCCCCGCCAGCGGCGUCCGCUUCCGGAAUCCCUCUCUGGAUGAGCUCCGCUUCCUCUACGCCUUCCUCAAGGCCGUGGCCCUGGUUCAUCCCUUGCUCCACACCAGCGACGAGCUCCCCAGGCGGGGGAGGUUGCAGUGUUUCGAUCCCUUCAUCGAGACUGUGGAUGUGGACUGGCCACCGGAGGUGUCCAGGGGUUGGAACAACGUCGCCGUCACCUUGUCACACCCUCCUGGGGAGACCUACGACGAGAGGAAGCCCAGCCUCAGUCCGACGAGGUAUCUGGAUCCCCCGCGGGAGGAGCUGCCGGAGCUGGAGACGAAGGCGGCGCCGCCGCCGCCGAGGACCGGGCUCAGGCAGUGCGCUAUGUGCGAGAAGGAAGUCCAGGGGGAGCAGUCCCUCUGCUGCGGGCGGUGCCGGGCGGUGGUCUACUGCAGCUCCGGGUGUCAGCGGCAGCAUUGGAAGGAGAGCCACCGGAGCAUCUGCGGCCUCUACAAGGCCAUGAUGGAGAGGGAGGAGGAGCUCGCCAUGAACAUCUUCUUCUUCUCCUGCCUGCUCGACCACCCCUGCAGAUGGCUCGACUCGGUGGGUGUCCACCAGAAGGGAAUGUGGAGGAGGAUCUGCAGUUGCUACUCCCACUGCCCCUUCGGCCUCCUCCCUGCAAGGACCGGCGGCCAUGGCGAAUCCUGGGGAGGCCUCAACGACGGAGAAUUCCCCCCCGAUGCACCAUUCGCCGCCUACCAUGAAGGAGCACCGAGCAUCAUUCUUCUCUCCGGCUGGCCUGAGUACUACAACCUCCGCUCCCUCCCGAUGACCAGCCCGGCAGUGGUGAUCCUGUCCCACCCGCUGACAGUCUACCACACCAUCACCGCCGUGGCGAUCAAUUGCAAGAACAAGCUGGUGAAGGGCAGGAAGGUGAUCGUCCACUACCUCGGCCCAGAAGGGGAGCUGGACUGGUUGCCGGCAUUUACAGAGAUCGGCCAUCUGCUCAAUGGGUCCGGCAGCGUGGAGAUCUUCAUGGUGGGACCGGAGGUUCCCGGCAACCUCUCUGGCACUGCAACCAGUCUGAGCGGCGGCAGGGUGAAGGUCACCCUCGUGAGAGGGCUCUACCAGGAGGAAUUCCCAUCCCUCCCACCCGCCGAUGUGGCAGUGGCGCUCAACUGCAGGCUGGAGAGCUAUGGUGGCUGGGGAGAAGCUGUAGAGACCAUCAAGUCCCUGGAUGCGCCGGCCUUCUUCACCGACCGGUCGGAGGUCGCCUGCGCCGCUGCCAAGCAGAUCCUCCGUGCUGCUGGUCUCCACAUCACGCACCCGGUGACUCCCAAUCCCUUCCGCUCACCGGUGAGGGACAGGGCCCCCUCCGACAAUCUCCCCAGCUUCAGCAAUGGCUUUAUCUUUGGGGUGAACACCUGA
Molecule: messenger RNA, 1908 nt
Organism: Spirodela intermedia
Lineage: Eukaryota; Viridiplantae; Streptophyta; Magnoliopsida; Alismatales; Araceae
Source: the annotation of a GenBank genome assembly